UACGUUACGAAUUUGUUACGGCUGGGCGACAAGUUGCAUACCAAAUCUAUAUCGUUUUGGAAAAUACCAGUUUAAUUAAUACGUUUACAUAAUAUCAAAUAUACUGAAAUGGUGAUAGUAAAGAAUUAAUACUUAUUUGGUGUGAAAUUUAAGUGAAACUAAGCGCACUGGUUUUAAAGUAAAUAUUUCAAGCUGUUUCAAGAUUGAUUUUUUAUUUUGUUUAUCCCAAAGUGGCUUAUUGAUAAAAUUGCUAAUAGUUAUCACAUCUCGCGUGACGUGGCUCGUUGUUGACAAAAAUUUGGAUAUGCGAAAUGUGAAUUAGAAAAAAAUUGAGUGAUGGAUGAAAGCAAUCGUAAAUCUCCUUGUAAGGAAUGCAACAGUGCGGGUGAGGCACAGUUGCAUGCAGAAGUGGCAAACCUUCGGCAACAUGUUGCAGACAAAGAUGCGCACAUUGUAGGUAUUGAAGCGGAGUUUGUAAAGUGCACCGCUAGAGCUGACGAUUUAGAGGAGCAGGUUGACACCUGGAGAGAGAAGUAUGAAAGACUGUAUGAUUCACAUAAAAGAGUACAGAAAUUGAAUCAAGUUUUGGAAGACAAGUUGCUGCAGAUGGUUGACAAGAUGAAGAGUGAAAAGAGUCAGUUGACAAAAGAUAUAGCUACACUUUCUGUGAGAUUAGCCGAGUCUAAGCAUAACUACAGUAUGCUGCAGAAAGAAAAUGAAAGGUACAAAAAUGACAUGAACUUAGCCAUCCAGUUGCUACAAUGUAAACCUGAUAAUUUUGUGUCUCAGAAACUAGAUAAUCUCCCUGUAGACACUCAAGCAAGAGUUUCCCAAUAUGUUAUGUCCAAGACAUCGAAACCGCCAAGUUCUAGUCAAUCUAAAACUGGCAAUGAUUUGGAUACCUUCGAUGCUAGUGAAUAUGAGUUCAAUAUAUCUGCAUCUCUUAUGUCUAAAAUAUUAGAAGACAGCAUCCAAGAUACGCUAACAAAACACUGUGAUACAUGCACUUGUACUAAAUCACAAAGCAAACCAUUCUGUUACAAUGAAAGUUACUAUUCAGUGUCGACGCAAACACCAUUGUCCGGUGAAAUGAAGAAUUCUCUCUGUUUGAACUGCAACUCUGAGAUAAAGUCUUUGAAAUCAAAUGUUAGCAUGCGGAGUGUAUCUCCACAUGCCAUUAAACUCUUAAACGAGAAGACUAACCUCGCACUUGGCAUGUAUAUAGUGCCGCAGACAGUGGAAACUGAAAGCAACAAAAAUGGAAUAGAAAAACCUGUAUCUAACAAUAUUGUUGAACAACCUCCAAUGGAAACUAAUCCAAUAGUUUGUACUAUAGAAAAGGAAGCUAUUAAAGUGAUAGAAGAAGAAUUGAAACAUUUAAAGAAAAAUAAUAUGAAUAUGGAACCUUCGGUCCAUCAUAAGCUAUGCGAUAGAACGAAGACUUCGAUAUCUAGCAAGAAAAGUAGUGUUCAUAGCAUCGCUGCUGAAGAUCUACUUAAAGAUAAAGUUAUUGAUAAAGAUGCAAAAUCGAACAACCAAAUACAAGCAGCCGAAACUACCAGUAUUCGAAAGAAUUCUCAAAGUUCUAUGGGAGGAGUGAGUCGAACAUCUUCUGUGGCAAAGUCUACAGUUAGCACACAUAAAUCAAACACUCAAGUGGGUCCAGGACCUAGAUUUUGUCACUUACGUAUGCAAGCCGGAUCUAAAAAUAUACUAUUGGAUAAUGCGGAACCAGAUGUCCCGCCAGUAUUGUAUAGACGACAAAGCAAAUGUACCGAAAAUUCCAUUUUCAAAGAUCUAAAUGAUGGUAUGGAGAAUUUUAUUGACUUAGUGAAAACAGACGAUGACUACAAAAUUGUAGUUAAUAAUGAAAGUGUUGUAGUCGAAACUACUCUAAUCGAUGUUCAUGUAGAUAAUAAUAAUAAAGAUUCAGAAAGUUCCAUUAAAACGAAUUCCAUCAAUCCAAUUCUAUUGAACGUGUCUUCAUCGCCUUUGCAACCAUUAAAAACACAUAAUUUCUCAAAUAGCUCGGAACACAACAAUAAUAAUACACAAAGUAUCACCAGUCAGCAAAAUCAAACCGAUGUUGAUAAUCUAUUGAACGAUUUUAAUGUCGACAACGCUAUGCAAAACAACAAUGCUGAAACUGGAACAGAGAAAAAAUUUGAUUUCGUAAACUCCACUGAUAAUGAAGACAUAAAAAUAUUCAAUUUCGAUCAUUAUGAACAAACUAAAGCCGGUCAGUUUUCUAGACCGCUAAAAAAAAUCGACAUGUCACAAUUGCAUUCCAUUGAAAAUACAAAGAUAUCCAAAGAUUACCCACCGAUAGGAAACGUAUCAAGUUUAGAUAAAAAAGAUCAGGCAAAUGUCAAACAGAAGUCAUCAUUGCCGGCUAUCGUCAACGUUUAUCCCAAUCUGACGCAAACGCAUUUAAAAGUAAACGAGAGUACUAAAGUAUUUACAAACGAACAGAGCACGAGUUCUUUGUCCAGCGACGAUAGUGCUGCGUUACUGCAAAAGCAACAGUUACUAAGAGUUGCAGAAUGGGUCGAGAAAAACUUGGAACAACAGAACAGUUUCAACGAUCCAUUAGAGGACGAAUGCUUUGUUAAUCGGAACAUCAGAAGGGAUAGUAAACUGAGUAGACUUACUGAGACAUUGAACGAACUCGCUCUCAACAUGCCACAUCCUGUGAGCAAAUUUUCAAAACCAUUCUCACGAGAUGCCCACAACAGUUGGAUUCAUACACAUCAGAAUACUAACCAAGAGAAAGAUAAAGUUACAAAAAUAACCGGCAAUGUUGUUAAAGAAACAAUAUUUCCAGUCGAAAGUGGUGAUGUGACCGUUACUGAAAUAAAUGUGGGUAGUACAGAAAGAGAUAUGAACAAUUAUAAACUGGGCAAUGAUUUAGCAGGGAGUUUAAAGUCUAACGAUAAAGAGAUAUCGGCGGAAGAUUUGGCGAGAAUGGAAUAUAAUGUGAAGAAGUUUUUAUUGAGCGGGCCGCAGUGGGCCAGCCCUGCCUCCGCCGCCAGGAGCCGUCGGACGAGCAGCAAAACUGAGACUGACGUAUAGUUUCACAUUCCAUAUUAUGAAGGCUAAGGCUAAGUCGCUCGCUGAUUCUAUCAGUAUUUGUAAGAGCUUUUAAAUCAGAUAAUUGCUUACAUUUGAGGCUACAUGUGAAAGUAUAUUGUGUCGCUUUAAGAGAGGGUACUCUUAAAAUUUAUAUCUUGAAAUGGACUGAAGUUAGAUGUAAGUGGGUUUAAUGAUUAAUGCUAAAGAUUUUUGCUAUAAAAUCAAAACUUGAUAUCAUAGAUAGGUUCAAACGUAUUUAACUUCACUUUAUAAAACGGCCCAUUUUGGUAGCACCCUGUGUAUUUUAAUUUCAAGAACUCAACAUUCCAAACAUAAGAAACUGUAAAAGUUAUUAAAUAAAAUAACUAAUUUUAAACCAUAUUAGUUCCUGUUCGCACGGGCGGUUUUAAAACGCGCGCGGUCAUACGAACGUAUUAAAAUCACUCUUGUUCCGGUCUAGAGUUCAAAAUGCAACACAGCGCAAUUUAAUUACGUCGCGUUGUAAAAGUUUUACGUAUUCACAGUUACAUGAGAUGCAUUUGUUCUAUUUAAAUGCUUUUAACGCGCGUUAAAAAAGCGCCCGUGUGAAUCGUUGCAAAAGGCGUUUUUUCAAAUAAUUUAAAUAUUUUUGUGUACUCGCUUUUAUUGACGGGCCAUCGUGAUUUUUAUUUUUAAUGAACAUGUUAUGAUUUUUAUUCUUACUUUAUAUUUUUUUAUCGAAUUUAAACCCUAGUCACAUAUUUUCAUAUGGUUUAUGAAUCGUAGUUUUUAUAUUUUACUUAUUUGUCACACACCAUUUUACGCAAAACCAAAAGCUGCCACUUGCUAUUUUAGACUUAGAUUAGGAUCGCAAUUAUAUACAAAAAAAACAAAGUAUUAAUUCGGACAAAUAUGCAUUAAAGUUUCUAUUAAUGUGAUAAAUACAAAGUAUAAAUUAGCUUUCACUUGUGUACAAAAUUGUUUAAGCACAUAAUCUAUUCAGCAGCUAGUACAUAAAAAUAUACAGUUUUCUUGUCAAAUGUAUUCCAAAGUCUUUGACUCAUUCCACUUAAGUACGGCUAAAUACGGAAUCCGUCGAUUGAGAAUUAGUACUCAAAAGUAUUUUAAAAUUAGUCGUAAGUUAUUUACUGCUAUGCAUUUAUAACUUUACGAGAUAAAAGCUGAUAUCUAAAAUUUUUCUCCAUACAUAUACCUCAAAGUUUUUCAAAAUUUAAAACUAUCCAGUAGUUUUUGAGUUAUUCUUUAAAAAAAUCUAUUUAAACUCGGUAAUUUUUGUCUCGAACUCUGAUAUUUUUCAAAAUUUUGGGUUAUUACAAACAUUUUUGGCGUCCAACACAAUUUUCAGAUCUAAGUAAUCAGUUUUCAUCACGUAAGGUUAUUGAACUGUGCUUUUGCUGCGUCUGCUAAAUAAAUUAAGUACGAGUGUGCAAAAUGAUGUCCUCUUGAAUGGAAUAUAUUUUUAAAUGUAGUCUAGAUAGGCUAAUUGAAAUGUUAGUACGUACGGAAUGCAAAGCUAAUUUUGGUGUGUUUAUAAUGUUAAAUUCUUGCACAAUUUUAUGUCUUAAUGUUAGUGAUCGUCUCCACAAGAUUUAUAUCAGGGGUGUCCAAAUUUAGGUAUUUUUUUCGCUAAUGAUUUAAGUCAGUUUUACAAUGCUCUUGUGUUUGAAAGUCUUUAGGAGUUAAAUCCGCCUUUUAGUAUCAACGUUAAUAAUGAAGUAAAUCGAAACCGAUACAGACUCUAGUUUGGACACCAUUGAAAUAUGAAGCAUAUUACGUAUUGAUAGCAAAUAAUGUGAAACAAAUUAAUUUUAUCACGAACUUGUGAUAGUUUAUUUUUUUAUUUUUCAAAUUAUCAACUUGUGACAAUAUUUUGUGAUGUUUUAAUCGUAUUUAUUUUUUUUUUUCGGUUAUUGUGUCUUUGAACGUUGUUAUUUUUGUGUUAGUGUUAUAUAAGUCAUAGAUCUGCUUCCCGAAGUGUAAGAAAGCUAGGGCUGGCCCUAUGUAAUGAAGCUUCAGCGUACAUUGUAAACGUGUUUAUUUAUUAAAUACAUGGUGACAUAAU
Messenger RNA from Papilio polytes (common Mormon), 5134 nucleotides. Its product is annotated as phosphatidylinositol 3-kinase 2. The record is from RefSeq and is a predicted model, not a curated record. The transcript is spliced from 5 exons. Lineage: Eukaryota; Metazoa; Arthropoda; Insecta; Lepidoptera; Papilionidae. The coding region runs from base 337 to 3072 and encodes 911 amino acids.